Molecule: messenger RNA, 1912 nt
Organism: Brachypodium distachyon (stiff brome)
Lineage: Eukaryota; Viridiplantae; Streptophyta; Magnoliopsida; Poales; Poaceae
Exons: 3
Coding region: 1-831 (276 amino acids)
Source: RefSeq, a predicted model, not a curated record
AUGGCAUUUCACAAUAAAAAGAUGUUCGACUCUACUAAGAGCUCAGAUGUGCUUCCAGACAUCACUUCUUCGCUACUAAAGGCCCAGCCCGGCAGAAAAAUCAGCCAAGCCUUACCCUUGACGCUGCCUCUACCUGGCUGCUCCUGGUCGCGACUCGUCAUCUCGCCCGCAACCAGGGGCGCGGCCGUGCGCUGCCUCGCUGCUCUUGAGGACAAGACGAAGCCGCGACGGACUGAAGCCGGCCAGAGCCAGCCCGGGCCGCCCCACACGCUGCCGCUGUUCGCCCCCUGCCUGCCUGCCCUGCGCCCGUGCGCUGCCUCGCCGCGCCCGCAGUGUCGCAGCCCCUCCUGCUCCGCCGCCACUGCUGGCUGCUCCGCCGCGCGCGCUGCUGCCGCUCACGGCUCACCCCCCGCAGGCUGCGCUGCGCCUGCUGCUCCUCCUCUUUCCCAAUUUCUCUAUCCAGCCAUACGUGACCUCAAGGCUAAGUUGUCUAUUAUGAAAGCUGAUCAGUUUCGUGUUGGGCCUUCAGUGGAGGAGCAACGAAUUGAAGAGAGGAUAGUUGAGCUCAAUUACAGGGAAGAGGUGAUGUGGCGGCAGAGGAGUAGGGUGGAAUGGCUAGCUGCUGGUGACUGUAACACUCGAUUCUUCCACCAAAAGGUUAACGGGCGUCGUAAAAAGAAUAAUAUUUCGAGCCUCUCACGAGCAGAUGGGACAAUCUGUUCGGAUCAGAUGGAAAUUGGGGAGAUGGUGACUGAGUCCUAUGAGAAUCUCUAUGCCUCGGAAGAUGCGAUUGGUUAUCUCAUGUACCGCAUAAAGUCACCGCACAGAUGAAUUCUUCUCUCACUGCUCCUUUUCGUGCUGAAGAAGUAAAGGCGGCUUUGUUCCAAAUGUUCCCGACAAAGGUGCCGGGGCCUGACAGGUUUCCGGCUCAUUUUUUCCAACGCCAUUGGGAUAUCUGUGGUGAUGACAUUGUCAGAAUUGUGCUUCGUGUGCUCAAUGGAGAGGAUUCUCCGGAAGUGAUAAAUGGUACGUUAAUUGUUUUAAUUCCUAAGGUAUCUAAUCCAAAUUCACUGGUGCAGUAUGGACCGAUUAGUCUGUGCAAUGUGAUCUAUAAGAUCAUAUCCAAGGUGCAAGCUAACCGGCUUAAACUGAUCCUUCCGGAUAUUAUUUCUCCUGAGCAGUCGGCGUUUGUUCCUGGCAGAUUGAUCACAGAUAUAACGUAAUCACCGCCUAUGAGUGUUUGCACUUUAUGAAGCGGUCACAAAGCAAGAAGAAUGGUCACUGUGCUCUCAAGUUGGAUAUGAUGAAGGCUUAUGAUCGGGUUGAGUGGGCUUAUCUCCAAGCUAUUAUGCUAAAACUGGGCAUUGCUGAAAGUUUUGAGCAUGCCAUCAUGCGAGGAGUCUCGUCGGUCUCGUUCACUGUAUUGCUGAAUGGAGGGAAACUUCAGGAGUUUCAGCCCUCGAGGGGGAUCCGGCAAGGUGACCCUAUUUCUCCGUAUCUCUUCCUGCUGGCGGCAGAGGGCUUGUCAUGCCUCCUGCGCGUGAGAAGUGAACAUCCAGAUGUUCGAGGAGUGGUUGUUGCACCUUCGGCACCACAUGUUAAUCAUCUCCUUUUUGCGGAUGACAGCUUGCUGCUCUUCAAGGCUAAUGGUUCCAGUGCAAAUCAAAUCAAGGAUUCGGUUCAAGAUUAUUGUAAUGCUUCAGGCCAACGAGUAAACCUUCAAAAAUCUUCAAUCUAUUUUGUAAAAGGUGUUGCACGUGUGGCUCGAGACGAAGUUAAGCAGAUCCUGGAGGUCACAAAUGAAUCUUUGUCAAAACGCUACCUUGGUUUGCCUUCAGAUGUGGGUUGCUGAAAGGGCAUUUCGAUCCCUAAUAAGUUUUGGUGAUUAAUGACAACAUAACUUGUGGACUAA